AUGACCAGCACUGUGUGGUGCGCGCCGAUUGGCCGGGCCAAUCGCUGCGGUCCGUUGAUGUUGUUUUCAAAAAUGCGCAACGUGUGAGGUAGCCGCCGCCGCCGUAGCCCAUUGUCCACGUACGCAUAGCACAUUUCUGCGAGUGUCCGUGCACCUGUCCCGAUCGUUUUCGUAGUCAGUGGUUAGGUUAGGAAACGCGCUCGACCAGUCUGCCGUCGAAGAUUCGUCAAGACAUCGCUCUGUGUACCUACGCCGUGCUGCCGCCGAACAAAUCUGAACGAUGAGAGCACCAACGAAGCAAUUGUUGUGCGCUCUGUUCUGCCUGUCCGCCGCCACCCUAGUCGUCAACGCGGAAAUAUACUACGAAGAGAACUUCGACGACGAUUCGUGGGAAAACGAAUGGACGUACUCGGAACACGCUGGCAUCGAGUUCGGCAAGUUCGUCCGCAGCUCGGGCGCUUUCUACAACGACUUUGAGGUCGACAAGGGUAUACAGACGACACAAGACGCUCGGUUCUACGCGUUGUCCCGGAAGUUCACUCCGUUCAGCAACGAGGGAAAAAACCUCGUCAUUCAGUACACCGUCAAACACGAACAGCACAUCGAUUGCGGCGGUGGAUACAUCAAGCUGUUCAACUGCGACUUGGAACCCAAGCAAAUGCACGGCGAAACCCCAUACGAGAUCAUGUUCGGACCUGACAUUUGUGGUACCGAAACAAAAUUAGUACAUGUUAUCUUUAGCUACAAUGGCAAGAAUCUGGUGAUGAAUAAAGAAAUUCGUUGUUUAGAUGAUAUCUACACUCACAUGUACACUCUUAUUGUUAAACCUAAUAAUACCUACGAGGUUUUGAUUGACAAUGAGAAGAUACAGUCUGGAGAGUUAGAAGCUGACUGGAAUUUUUUACCACCCAAAAAAAUCAAGAAUCCUGAAGUUAAAAAACCUGAAGAUUGGGACGAUAGAAAAACUAUUGAUGACCCUAAUGAUGAGAAACCAGAAGAUUGGGAUAAGCCAAAACUUGUUUCUGAUCCAGCUGCGAUCAAACCAAACGAUUGGGAUGAUGAAAUGGAUGGUAUAUGGGAACCACCAAUGAUUGAUAAUCCAGAUUACAAGGGCGAAUGGAAACCAAAACAAAUUGAAAACCCUAAUUAUAAGGGAGUUUGGAUACAUCCAGAAAUAGACAACCCAGAAUACAAAUCUGAUGAUAAACUAUAUCUGAGAAAAGAAAUUUGUGCUGUUGGCUUUGAUUUAUGGCAAGUAAAAUCUGGAACAAUUUUCAACAAUAUUUUGAUCACGGAUGAUAUUGAACUUGCUAAAGAAAAAGCUGAGGCUAUCUGGGACCCAAGAUAUGAGGGCGAAAAUAAAAUGAAGGAAGCUUUAGAUGUAGAAGAAAGGAUAAAAAAAGGAUUGGAUAUCGAGACAGCAGAGGACAUUGAAUUCGUAAAAGAUAAUAAAGAGGAUGAAGAUGAAGAAGAUGAUGAAGAAUUUGAUAAAGUCCAUGAUGAACUCUAAAAAAUACUAUGUAGUAUAUCAUUAUUUAAGAUGAUGUAUGAUAAUAGUUUUACUGAAUAAUUUAAUUUUAAUUUUAUCUUUCAGGACUGCCACAUAUUGUUUUCCGUUAGUCACUUAUUCAUACAUAUUAUUGUUUUUUUAGUGUGGUAUACAAUUAAUAUUAUUUUUGUUCCCUAAUCAUUUUCCUUCUUUCUUUUCAUUAACUUAUAAUCAAAAAUUUAAGCUAAGUAAAAUAGUUA
This is a messenger RNA of Sipha flava (yellow sugarcane aphid), 1749 nucleotides long. RefSeq names its product calreticulin-like. The record is from RefSeq and is a predicted model, not a curated record. Gene Ontology annotation, molecular function: calcium ion binding. Lineage: Eukaryota; Metazoa; Arthropoda; Insecta; Hemiptera; Aphididae. The coding region runs from base 281 to 1510 and encodes 409 amino acids. Gene Ontology annotation, cellular component: endoplasmic reticulum membrane; endoplasmic reticulum. Gene Ontology annotation, biological process: protein folding. The transcript is spliced from 5 exons.